This is a messenger RNA of Gossypium raimondii (Peruvian cotton), 856 nucleotides long. RefSeq lists its product as uncharacterized. The transcript is spliced from 2 exons. Gene Ontology annotation, cellular component: cytoplasm. Gene Ontology annotation, molecular function: protein-disulfide reductase activity; oxidoreductase activity, acting on a sulfur group of donors, disulfide as acceptor. The record is from RefSeq and is a predicted model, not a curated record. Lineage: Eukaryota; Viridiplantae; Streptophyta; Magnoliopsida; Malvales; Malvaceae. Bases 56 to 628 code for a protein of 190 amino acids.
ACAAAAAAAACCGUUAUUAUUUGCCCAUUUCUUUCUUGUGAUUUCUCUCUCUUCAAUGGCGUCAGUAACAGAGUCGAUUGCCGCCCUCUCUUUUCCUACUACUUCACGCUUUAGAACUUCAUUGUCACGGCCGGCGAUGAUGAUCUCACAGCCGGCGGUUUCUUUGUAUAGCCACCGAGGUUUGCCGGAAUUUAAAGGGCUGAAAGUCCAAUCCUAUUCACUGUUUUCGUUCGCGUCCACGAAUUCCAGAUAUCCUAGGGUUUCCAAGCAUAGUGGACGCAUUGUUUGCGAAGCUCAGGAAACUGCUAUUGACAUUCCAGCUGUGACCGAUGAAACAUGGCAAUCACUUGUGCUCAACGCAGAUGGACCUGUACUAGUCGAGUUCUGGGCUCCUUGGUGUGGACCAUGCCGCAUGAUCGAUCCCGUAAUAGGUGAACUAGCACAGCAAUACGCAGGAAAACUCAAGUGCUUCAAACUGAAUACGGACGAUAGCCCCUCGAUCGCUUCCCAAUAUGGAAUCCGAAGCAUCCCGACACUCAUGAUCUUCUUGAAUGGUGAGAAAAAAGAUGCAGUUAUUGGUGCUGUGCCAAAAAGUACUCUAUCAGCAAGCAUAGAGAGAUUCUUGUAGAUAGCGAUUCAUAAGAAGUGAUAUUGACUGAUGGAAUCAUGGAAGUGUCCAGCACUCAUCACCCACUUGGCUUUGGUUAGAUGCUUUAUUUCUCUUUAUGUGAUGUUGAAAAUUUUCCUACUUUUAUGUCAAAUUUGGAACCGUUCCUUGUCUCGUACACAUGCUUAUGUCUGUAUUUUGAAAAUAUUAAUUAUUGCUAACUAUAUACUAUAUAUUCAGCUUACAAAA